This is a messenger RNA of Colletotrichum scovillei, 3418 nucleotides long. RefSeq names its product ATPase. Lineage: Eukaryota; Fungi; Ascomycota; Sordariomycetes; Glomerellales; Glomerellaceae. Gene Ontology annotation, molecular function: ATP hydrolysis activity; ATP binding. The coding region runs from base 69 to 3410 and encodes 1113 amino acids. The record is from RefSeq and is a predicted model, not a curated record. The transcript is spliced from 7 exons.
GUCGUUGAUCCAGAGAACCAAGUGUCUCACCAGUUCAGCAAGAGAUCCGACACCAAGGCUGCGCAACAAUGUCUACUGUCGGAGGAGACCACGAUGGGCCUGAUGACACCAUGGAGGGUAUACGAGAAACAGGGCAUAUCGAGAGAGAGUCAAGCGGAAGCUCGGUCCAAACACACCAACAAUCAACAGUCGUCAAUGUGACGGGCAUUAAUGAUAAUGGCCCCGAACAAGUGGAUGCGGAGCUGUUGAGGCCUCGAGUCAAGGAACGCAUUGAAUCGAGCUUAGGUUCCCUGAAGGCAAUGGAAAACCGUCUUCGAAAUCUCUCUCGAAAGGUUGAAUCAAUCGAAUCUGGAGAUGAGAUGGCCUCAAUCGAAAUGACAAUACAGCAGCAACAAGAAGACUACAGUCGUCUCCAGGUGUCACUUGAAACCCUUCGCCCCAACCUUCAGGACGAGAAUGCCGACGGCAGAAGAUUACAAUCACCGGCAACGCGGGGCCGUUCAAGGAGAAGAUCAGGGCAUCCAGGCUCAGGCUCAAUCCGGAGCAGCUCUUCUCAGAGUAGCCGGGGCUCGGUUUCUACGACAGACUCCUAUUACCGGAGUGGGAUUUGUACCCCAAAGCUCAAUUAUGGUCCUUGGCUGGAGAUUGCAAGCGACUCCCGAGGACAUGAGUAUUUUGCAAUCGACAUUCCCUCUAAUGAGCCAACGAGGGCUGAACUCCAAGCCACCAAAGACUUUCAGCGUCAACAGCAUGAUCUUCAUCGACAAGCUAUUCCUAUCGUACCUGAUCAGACUCAGCUCCCUGAGAGGAUUCGAGUGAACUCUAAUCGUCUGAUGAGAUUCAUUCUAUCUGCAGCUGAAGAAGGCAUCUCGCGGCCUAUCAACUCAACGCAAUCGCUACAUAUUCUGCGGCCUUUCAAAGUCCUGCUUACACUCGGAGGCAGGCUUCAAAACCUUAUCAAUAUGCUUGAGAGUGCACGCAAAAUACAGCAAGACGCAUCUGAAGAAGAAUAUCUUGCACAGCUCAAUGACGCUAGCCUCGAGACAGUCUUGGACGAACUUGUAGCAGCCGAUCCGAGUCAUGAUCCUCCUACAGACAUCCGGGAGUUGACAGCCUAUAUUCUUGAUCUCCGAUGUUUGCAAGAGUUUAUGCAAAAGACGCUACAACCCCAGGUCGAACGUAUUACCAACAUGACUGAGCCUAUCAGGUUCUCUGAACUUUGGUAUAUCUUCCCCGAAGGCUCUUUGAUUAUCUCAAGAGAUCACAGAGUUCUACAGAAAGUCUGGAAAGUAAUGGGACGCGGUGGCGGCCGCUGGUCGCGUUCGCGUCCCGGCUUUGAAAUUCCCGUGACCAACGACUUUAAUCAUUUCUUCAUCGAAUGCUUCUGCCUUGAUUUCGACGGAGACCGAUUUGUUCCAGUUUGGCAGUUUUUCACGAUUCCUGAGUUCGAGGGUGUCCAGGAUAUCAUGAACUUGCUAGUUGUCCCAAUCAAAGCGGCUGAAAGAGAUCAGUCGCUUUUUGACCGGGGGGCAGUCCAGGCACGCGGCAAAAAGUUCAUGGAACUUGCCUCUAAUGGAGCCCGGCAUCGUCACUUCUCCGGAAGAAGUCUCCAUCUCACGCUCAAAGGCCAAAAGCUAGCUGCAAUGGGAAGAGAAGCACCUAAAAGUGCGUUUGAACAUGCAGAAAGAAUCGACAGUGAAGUCAUCGUCGACAUGGCAAAAGCCCUCGAGGAAGUUCCGACAUGGCUUGCUGUCCCAGAACAUCGAAUGAAGUCGCCAAGUACAGCUGGCGAGCUGGCGCCGGUUUUCAAUAAACGACAGGGAUCGGCUCUCAGGGAUACUGAUACAGGCAGUCAGACAUUCAUCUUCUCGGAACGACGCAAAUGGAGACAAUGGGAAACUGUUACAUAUACACCAUCUGGUGAUGAUCAAUUGCUCUUACCCAAUAGAGUAUUCGCUUUCAUCUUACGAAACAGAAAGUGGGCAUGUCUCCCAAUUGUCCAUGAUAUCCGUGGAAACGAUCUUCUUCUACCAAUCUCAAAUCCUCCGGAACCAUGGGACGAUCUUGAGCUACCCACCGGUCACAAAGAGCUUGUACAAUCUCUAAUCAGUUCCCACUUUUCCCAAGACACUACACGCAGAAUGCACUUGGACCUUGUGAAAGACAAAGGCCGAGGGGUCAUCAUAUUGCUACAUGGCGUGCCUGGUGCAUACAACCGGCCCUUGCUACCUAUUACAUGCGGUGAUCUGGGCCUCGAGCCAUAUGAAGUUGAAUCAAAACUACAAGAGAUAUUUCGUCUAGCUCACGCUUGGGAUUGCGUACUACUUCUCGAUGAAGCAGAUAUAUUUCUUGCCCAGAGAACUACUACCGACAUGCAACGGAAUGCUCUGGUAUCCGUAUUUCUACGCGUUCUAGAGUACUACGAGGGUAUUCUUUUUUUGACCACCAAUCGGGUUGGGACAUUUGACGAAGCCUUUAAAUCUCGUAUCCAUAUGUCGCUCUACUAUCCACCACUCUCAGAGCAUCAAACAGCAAGAAUUUGGAUUAGCCACAUCAGGAAGGUGAAGGCGAACGGUGUACAGAUUGAUGAACAAGAGGUCCGGAAAUUUGCGAGGCAAAUAUGGGUCAUCCAAGGACUUCCAGAGCGAGGGCCUGUUUGGAACGGGCGUCAGAUUCGCAACGCUUUCCAGAGUGCUAUUGCACUUGCAGGCUACCACACCCAGACGGGGCAGCAAAUUCAUCUGACAGUGGAGAACUUCCGUCGCGUCGGAGAGGUUUCGGAUCAGUUCAGUCGGUAUAUCUACAAGACGAAGCUCAGUCAGACGGAUGCAGACCUCAACCGCAAUCAUGGAAUCCGUCGUGACGAAUUUGGGCGUGACCCGGGCACACGGCCAGCGGCUCCCUGGGUAGACAGUCAAGUUGUUGAUCCGUUCUUACCAGCCAACUCUGCUCUUCAGCCGCAGAGACCGAAUGUGCAGUUUGGAGGAUCGACGCAAGCGGCAGGAUUUCAAGCCGUCACACAAGACCCUUUUCAUCAAUCGGUGUACUCGACCUCUCCUUGGCAACAUGAAACAACAACGCAGCCCCAUCAGCAACAGCAUCAGCAACAGUCGCAUCAAGGAUUCCUACAACAGCAGCCUUCGUCUACGCAGAUACAGGUCCCAAGCCAGCAGAUGUUCCCUCCGCAGCAAGGGACCCAGCCUCAAAUACAUCAGCAGUCACAGCCGACGUAUCCUCAAAAUGGUCUUGUAGCGGGUUCCGUCCCGAACAACUAUGAACAGCAAACGCCUCGGUCAUUGCCUCAACAGGCGGAGUAUGGCACCACCCAUCAACCAGCCUCCCAUACACAGAUGCCCGGCAACCCCAAUUUCCAGGGCCCCACAGGUUCGUCGCCAUGGGAAAUGUCUUGAUCGCGCCC